Alternaria hordeiaustralica is the source of this 1482-nucleotide messenger RNA. RefSeq lists its product as uncharacterized. The coding region runs from base 1 to 1482 and encodes 493 amino acids. The transcript is spliced from 4 exons. Lineage: Eukaryota; Fungi; Ascomycota; Dothideomycetes; Pleosporales; Pleosporaceae. The record is from RefSeq and is a predicted model, not a curated record.
AUGUCGGUCAUAGUGAACCGAAACAUCGCGGCGGAAGCGUAUCGGGCUGCCAUCGAACACCUCAAGAAUGAGCUGGACAUUUCUCUUGACGAUUCAGUCCCUCACAAGUUCCAAGCGUCCAUAAAGGAUGUCUUCAGCGUGGUGGAGAAUGCCAAGAAGGAUUACGAAGACAAGAGCAAGCAGGACAAGCAUGCAGAAAUGAGGCAGUCGCUCGAGAAGCUGUCUGCGCGCAUCAUGUACUAUGGCAAAGUCAUGGAUACCCUGGCGCAGCAUCAUCCCGAGUACGUGGCUCUGGUCUGGGGUGCCAUGAAGUUCGUUCUGACCGGGGUGAUCAAUCGAGCCACCCUCUUCGAAAAGCUAUCGCAGGCUCUCAUCGCUAUUGGUGACGUGCUGCCACGCAUGGAUUUGAGUGCAGAGCUGUACCAGACUCAGUACAUGGAAGCUGCACUUUCACGGCUGUUCACAUACAUCAUUCUCUUCCUCCGCCUUUGCGUUCGUUGGUACAAGAAGAGUCCUCUGGGUCGAAUAUGUUCUGCCAUCAAGACGCCUUUCGAGCUUGGCUACCAAGAGCUGGUGAACCACAUCCAAGAGUGUUCGAAAGCAGUGGACGACCUUGCCAGCGCUGGCGCUCGAGCCGAGAUCCGCGACGUCCAUACCCUAGCAAUGCUGCAACAUGCGCAGAUUCGAGAGCUUGAUGCGAAGCUGGCGGGCGUGAUGGAAGGACAGAAGAAGUUUGCAGCCCAUAUCACCCAACUGCUACAGGUCGCAUCUUCGCACAAAAGUAUUACGGAGCGGAUAGGCAACGACGUCUGCAGCAUGAGCAAGACAGUAUAUCGUAUCGAGUUCAACGGAGUGAUGCAAUUCUUCGAACCGAAGGUAUUGCCCGAGACAGCCCUGCUCAAAGUGCGAUCGCUCGUGCGCCGGGACACGACACCAAGCUUGCCUAGCCCUAAUGAACAGAGAGUGCGCAAGGCUGUCUUGGAAUGGGCUUUCGGGAAGGGGUCGUCGCUUCUCGUCGUUCAAGUCGGCAUUCGUGCACAAAAGCAAGCGAAAGAACUGGCAACAAAUGUGAUCCAGGAAAUGAGGUCCGGAAGUCAGCGCGUUUUCUGGAACUUACCUUCGGGCCGCACAUUUUCAGAGGCGCAGACCAUCGAGGAGCUGUUCAGAGGCAUCAUCUUUCAGGUACUCCAACACUCGGGUGAUCUGUUCAGUAGCUGUGCCGAGCGGUUGAACCUCUCAAAGAUUCAUGCUACUCAUACGGAGCGCGAGUGGGUCGAUCUUGUUUGCCUCCUCUUUUCCAAGUUGUCGACAGCCUUCGUAAUAAUCGAGACCGAAGCGCUUCAGAAGGCCUACCGACACGAUCCUGAUUGGAGCAAACGACUAUGCGAGUAUCUUCAGCUCAUCGCUGACCGAAGCUCGGAAGCAGGCCGCCAAAUCCAGUACCUCCGCAUCUGCGGCAUGUCGCGCGUCGAUCUGGUUUAG